GUUGCAUUCUAGCCAGAGCGUUUGACACAAUCACCUUCGGGGAUCAGCGCUACUUGACAUGACGGGCCAAUAUUUCCUACUGCGUGGCAACAUGACGGUAUCAGGUAAUGUCAGGAUUUAGGUAAAGUUUUCUAAGAGACAGAAUGGAGAAAUUGCAGUAAACAUACAAGUUAUGAACAAACAAGAUGGCGGAGGCUAUUGAGAGGUUCUUUGGAGUCUAUCUGUUGUACAAUGUCAAUCCAAAGUUCAAAGGAAGGACAUACAUUGGCUACACAGUCAACCCAAACCGCAGAAUACAGCAGCAUAACAAGGGCAAGCAUGCUGGAGGAGCUAAGAGGACACAUGGACGGGGGCCAUGGGAAAUGGUUUUAAUUAUUCAUGGUUUCCCAAAUGACAUAUCUGCACUUCGGUUUGAAUGGGCGUGGCAGAAUCCACAGAAAUCACGUCGACUUCGACACCUGGCCGGAAAGAAGAAAAAAGAGACACCUUUCUUGUACCGCUUUCGUAUCGUUUCGGAGAUGCUUCGUCUUGGACCAUGGAAACGUUUUGCAUUGACAAUACGAUGGCUUAAACAAAACUAUGUACAGGAUUUUCCUCCAGAUUGCCGACCUCCAAUACACAUACCAAUAGUUUAUGGUCCUGUCAAAAUUAAAACAUUGGCUAAGGACAAUAAAAAUAAGGGCAAGAAGGGUUCUAAGGGAUCCAAUGACAGCAGCCCUGAAAAACAGUCCAAGGACUCCGAAGAAUCUGACAUCGGCCAGUUGGUCCUUCCAAGUCAUCAGAGGUGUUCAGCUUGUUAUAAACGUUUACAGGCGGAUGACACGACAGUGAGUUGCAUCCAUCCUAAAUGUUCAAUGGUUUCUCACAUUGUGUGCUUAGCCGAGAAGUUCCUGGCCAAGUCUAAGGAACAGAAAAGAGAAAUCAUUCCAGUUGAAGGAACAUGUCCGAACUGUAAACAGUUAUUGCUGUGGGGAGACCUUAUCAGAUUUAAGAUGGGCUGUUACCAGAAUCUUGAGGAGUGUACGAGUGACCAGGACCAAGAUGCCAGUGAUGAGGAUGAUUGAAUUGUGGUAUUCUUGUAUCAGGAAUGUUUCAACAGACGAAACUUGUGAUAUCAGUAUAAUGGUACGGUGACUUGUAUCAGGAAUGUCUCAACAGACAGGACUUAUGAUAUCAGUAGAAUGGUACGAUGACUUGUAUCAGGAAUGUCUCAACAGACGGGACUUGGGAUGUCAGUAUAAUGGUACGGUGACUUGUAUCUGGAAUGGCUCAACAGACAGGACUUGUGAUAUCAGUAGAAUGGUACGAUGACUUGUAUCAGGAAUGUCUCAACAGACGGGACUUGUGAUGUCAGUAUAAUGGUAUGGUGACUUGUAUCUGGAAUGUCUCAACAGACGGGACUUGUGAUGUCAGUAUAAUGGUAUGGUGACUUGUAUCUGGAAUGUCUCAACAGACGGGACUUGGGAUGUCAGUAUAAUGGUACGGUGACUUGUAUCUGGAAUGGCUCAACAGACAGGACUUGUGAUAUCAGUAGAAUGGUACAGUGACUUGUAUCAGGAAUGUAUCAACAGACAGGAAUUAUGAUAUCAGUAGAGUGGUACAGUGACUUGUAUCAGGAAUGUCUCAACAGACAGGACUUGUGAUAUCGGUAGAAUGGUACGGUGACUUGUAUCAGGAAUGUCUCAACAGACAGGAUUUAUGAUAUCAGUAGAAUGGUACGGUGACUUGUAUCAGGAAUGUCUCAACAGACGGGACUUGUGAUGUCAGUAGAAUGGUACGAUGACUUGUAUCUGGAAUGUCUCAACAGACGGGACUAGUGAUAUCAGUAGAAUGGUACGGUGACUUGUAUCUGGAAUGUCUCAACAGACAGGACUUGUGCUAUCAGUAUAAUGGUACGAUGACUUGUAUCUGGAAUGUCUCAACAGACGGGACUUGUGAUGUCAGUAGAAUGGUACGAUGACUUGUAUCAGGAAUGUCUCAACAAACAGGACUUGUGAUAUCAGUAGAAUGGUACGGUGACCUGUAUCUGGAAUGUCUCAACAGACAGGACUUGUGAUAUCAGUAGAAUGUUACAGUGACUUGUAUCAGGAAUGUCUCAACAGACAGCACUUGUGAUAUCAGUAGAAUGGUACGAUGACUUGUAUCAGGAAUGUCUCAACAAACAGGACUUGUGAUAUCAGUAGAAUGGUACGGUGACCUGUAUCUGGAAUGUCUCAACAGACAGGACUUGUGAUAUCACUAGAAUGGUACGGUGAGUUGUAUCAGGAAUGUCUCAACAGACAGGACUUGUGAUAUCAGUAGAAUGGUACAGUGAGUUGUAUCAGGAAUGUCUCAACAGACAGGACUUGUGAUAUCAGUAGAAUGUUACAGUGACUUGUAUCAGGAAUGUCUCAACAGACAGCACUUGUGAUAUCAGUAGAAUGGUACGAUGACUUGUAUCAGGAAUGUCUCAACAAACAGGACUUGUGAUAUCAGUAGAAUGGUACGAUGACCUGUAUCUGGAAUGUCUCAACAGACAGGACUUGUGAUAUCAGUAGAAUGGUACGGUGAGUUGUAUCAGGAAUGUCUCAACAGACAGGACUUGUGAUGUCAGUAGAAUGGGACGAUGACUUGUAUCAGGAAUGUCUCAACAGACGGGACUUGUGAUGUCAGUAGAAUGGUACGAUGACUUGUAUCUGGAAUGUCUCAACAGACAGGACUUGUGAUAUCACUAGAAUGGUACGGUGAGUUGUAUCAGGAAUGUCUCAACAGACAGGACAUUUUAUGUUGUUACAAUGAUAUGGCGACUUGUAUUACGACUUGUGUUGGCCACAAGUUGGACCAUUAUUCCAGAAUAACUAUGCCAAUUGAGCUUUCAGCUUCGUUCAGCAUAUAUAGUUAUUAUCUAUCCAUCAUCAAGAUGAGGUAUGAAGGAGGUGUUGGGAUAAUUCAGUGAAAAAUGAUUGAUUUCAGUUAUAAUUUAUUUCCUAUAUAGAAGUCCAUGACAUUCAUUAUUGAGGCCAAAACAUGAUAUACAUGUAUCAGGUAAACACCUAAGCUGUCGAUUUUUGAAGAGGAAACAUUUGAAUUUCCCAAUGUUUAAUCAGUUGUGAAAUCAGGAACUGCCCAGGCCUAAUUGAACCCUUCUUUAUGACAGUAUCUGGAUCACUAGAUCUGUGCUAUAUCUGUGGUGUGCAUCGUCAGUGUUGUAUAAAUGAUGUAGCUUCUUCAGGGGUGCGGGAGGCGGGCUCAGAAGGGGAUUAGUAGCUAAAAUUUAAAAGACUACUAAAGUACGAGUGAAGAUAUUUAAAAUCUAAUUUGGUAUUGGGUAUUUCAUUUCAUUAUCAAGAGAAAUAAACAAUAUAUAAAUGAAGGGUGUGACAAAUGGCCCCCAUGGCAGAGGGGUGGGGCUCAACAAGGGGAAAUAGAGAUAAAACCUUUGAAACCCUUCUUCUACCAUAGGGAUUAAGGGAUUUUAUCCCAAUUUUGUCCCCUUCAAGUUUUCUUGUAGAACAUGUUACUAUUAGGGUGCAAUAAUUAAAACAAGAUGGCCACCAUUCUUCCAUCUUGGAUUUUGACAUUUGAAGGCUGCUGGCUAUAUCUCCAGGAAUACUGGAUGGAUCUUUCUGAAAUUUCAUUUGUGCUUACAGUACCUACCAUAGAGUGCGAUAUCUUUACCUCAUAUCAAGUACUUUAGACAUAUCCAGGUGAGCGUUGCAGGCCCUCUGGGCCUUUUGUUAUAGUAGGUGAGAGGCAGAGUGAAAUAGUAAGCGAAUGAUAAAGAAAGUCGGUGCAGAUGAACUCGUACCUAUCAUGUUCUGUUCGGUUGUAAUAAAGCAACACAUCAAUUCAAGACAUCUUUUUGCUUAUAAUUAAUGCUUCUCUAACAAUGAAAAACCAACAAAAGAAAUCAGCUCAUUUAUAAUGUUGAUUAUUAAAA
This is a messenger RNA of Mizuhopecten yessoensis (Yesso scallop), 3919 nucleotides long. RefSeq names its product structure-specific endonuclease subunit slx1-like. NCBI's taxonomy places the organism in Eukaryota, Metazoa, Mollusca, Bivalvia, Pectinida, Pectinidae. The transcript is spliced from 6 exons. Gene Ontology annotation, molecular function: 5'-flap endonuclease activity; crossover junction DNA endonuclease activity. The record is from RefSeq and is a predicted model, not a curated record. Gene Ontology annotation, biological process: double-strand break repair via homologous recombination. The coding region runs from base 186 to 1064 and encodes 292 amino acids. Gene Ontology annotation, cellular component: Slx1-Slx4 complex.